Messenger RNA from Pyricularia grisea, 2688 nucleotides. RefSeq lists its product as uncharacterized. The record is from RefSeq and is a predicted model, not a curated record. The coding region runs from base 1 to 2688 and encodes 895 amino acids. NCBI's taxonomy places the organism in Eukaryota, Fungi, Ascomycota, Sordariomycetes, Magnaporthales, Pyriculariaceae. The transcript has 3 exons. Gene Ontology annotation, cellular component: cytoplasm; nucleus.
AUGGCUCGUCGACAACCAGGUUCCUACUGCAGCUGGACAUUCCAGCACAACAAAGAACCUCGCAACAAAACACAGGCAAGGCAACUUGCCCCGCAGCGCAACAUUUUGACUGUAAACAAAACAAAAGAAAACACUGUUUACCUGCCAAUUUUCCCAGCUAGGAUAAAGAAGAUGUUUUUGGUGCGCAAUGCCGCCAAGCUUAUCUUCGGCUCUGGGAGUCAAGAGUCCCUGAUCGAACUCCCCCAAGGCCAACUUUACCUCGUCCGACCGCUCUCUCCCAAAGGCUAUUCUGAGCUGAUCUUCAAGGACGCCGCCGCCUCGAUACGCCGAACCGCACAAGACUUUCAAUACCAGCUUGUUGUUCAGCGAUUCUACGAGGAAGGAGAAGCCGAACUACUCAACGAGGGUGACGAGGAAGAAACCGCAGAGGACGCCCUUUCAUCGGAGCGCGACGAAAAGACCUUCCUCCUCGACGAGGCCCUGCAUCUGAGGGUUGAGAGCCGUGAGGGUUCAUCAGAACGCGUGAUUUGCUGGCGCGACCUUAGCGGCGACGCCGGUGACGUCUACGAGUUUGUCUGCGAUAGCUCGGCUGCCAGCUCCGCCGCAAGGGUUGACGACUUUGUGCGUAUCGCCCGCCAGUGCCAGUACGAGCGGAAAUAUCGCAAGCCGCAUACUACAGCUUCAGAGGCGGACCUCGAAAGUUUCGACUUCGACGAACAGCUCAUUCCGCCCGCGAGCCCGAUUCACAGUCCGUCCAUCAAUCGAACUCUCGAGGCUAACGAAUCCAUGUUUUCCACCAUCUCCAACACGCCAAACAAGGCGGUAAAACGGGCACCGAAGCCUGAGCCUGAGCCUGAGCUUGAACCUGAAUCUGAAGGUGAGACUGCACCUCUGGAAACCGAGCCGACGCCGACCAAGGCCAGCGGGGGAAAGGUCCGGGAGAUUGGUCCACCACCCGCAGCCGCGCCACCAGAGGCCACUGAGAUUCUGGCCGCCGAGUUGGGCGAGCUUCACUUCUUCGACUUCCCAUCUGGCGCCUUCGUUCUCCAAGCUUCUUCCGUCACGGCAACCGUUUCUGAGGUUGGGAAGUGGGAAUAUUGGCUUCAGAUCUCGAGCUCCGAGAAGGACUUUGUUGGAUUGCCUGUAGUUGCAGACAUCAACCCAGUCUUCAACUUUGAGUUCUUGUCGUUCAUCUUCAAUCACUUCUCUGACCAUGGAGCUGUCUCCUGGCUCGUCAGGUUUAAGGACACAGAGACACUUGAGCGUUUCCAGGAAGGUCUCAUGCGUGCUCUCUGGGAACAGCUGAACGAGAUCAAGUGGGAAAAGAUCAAGGAGAAGGAGCGCGACUAUGUCACUGAAGCCUUUGCAGAUUUGGCCAUGGAGGAUUCUCCUGAGGCGCAGCUUCUUGAAGAAGAGGACGAGGAGGAGGAGGAAGAAGAAGAAGAGGAUACGGACGAUGGAGCCAGGAGUGAACACUACGAUAGUGAUGAGGAGGAUGAUGACGUGGAAACAGGUCCCAAAGGCGGUGCCAAGAACAAAGCUUUGGCCGUGGGAUAUAAACAUGACAGGUCAUUUGUGGUCCGGGGCUCGCAAAUCGGCGUCUUCAAGCACACUGCCAACAACAAGCUGGAAUUCAGCACAAACAUCUCCAAGGUCGAGACGCCCAAGGGAGGUCUCUUUAGUCCGAAGAAGGUCAUGUUACACAACGAGGAUCGUAAUAUGAUCUUGCAGAACGACGCAGACCCUAACAAACUGUACCGCAUGGAUCUUGAGUACGGCAAGGUUGUCGAUGAGUGGAACGUCCACGAGGAUAUCCCUGUUGUGACGUUUGCGCCCGAGAACAAGUUCGCACAGAUGACCCACGAGCCGACCUUCUUGGGUAUCUCGCGCAAUGCACUGUACCGCAUCGACCCCCGCCUGUCCGGUACAAAGCUUGUCGACAGUCAACUGAAGCAAUACGUAUCCAAGAACGACUUCUCUUCAGUUGCAACCACGGAGAAGGGUCACAUUGCUGUCGCAUCCAACAAGGGCGACAUCAGACUGUUUGACCGGCUUGGCAUCAACGCAAAGACUCACAUCCCUGCUCUCGGAGAACCCAUCCUCGGUUUGGAUGUGUCCGCAGAUGGUCGCUGGGUCCUGGGAACAUGCCGUACAUAUCUUUUGCUCAUCGAUGCGCUCCAAAAGGACGGCAAAAACGAGGGCAAGCUCGGUUUCGAAAAGAGCUUCGCAGCAGACUCCAAGCCGCAGCCGCGUCGUCUAGCCCUGACCCCAGAGCACGUCGCGCAAUUUGCCUACGAAACCGGCAAAGGCGUUUCGUUCACGCCGGCGCGCUUCAACACGGGAUCCGGCCAGGAGGAGACGCAGAUCAUCACAGCCACAGGACCAUACGUGGUCGAAUGGAGUCUCCGCAAGGUUCUGGCAGGAAACAAGGCGGCAUACAAGAUCAAGCGGUACUCGGACGAGGUCAUGGCCGACGACUUCAAAUUUGGCAGCGACAAGAACAUCAUCAUGGCGCUGCCGCACGAGGUCAACAUGGUGGACAAUAAGACCCUCAAGAAGCCGACGAGGCAGAGCAUUGCAGGGAACGCGCUCCUCGGCGGUGGAAGACGCUCCUCGGCGAGGAUCGGCACUAGGGACAGCGGUAGGUAUAAGCUGGGCAAGGAUGACGUUGUCGACUCACCGUAUUGA